Messenger RNA from Manihot esculenta (cassava), 2037 nucleotides. RefSeq names its product berberine bridge enzyme-like 13. The record is from RefSeq and is a predicted model, not a curated record. The coding region runs from base 198 to 1838 and encodes 546 amino acids. Gene Ontology annotation, molecular function: oxidoreductase activity; FAD binding. The transcript has a single exon. NCBI's taxonomy places the organism in Eukaryota, Viridiplantae, Streptophyta, Magnoliopsida, Malpighiales, Euphorbiaceae.
UCAUGAAGACCCUGAGAGUUGAAAAUAAGACAUGAUCCAAAAAUGAACUUCUAAGCUGCCUUAACGUGACGUUAGGAUUAGCUCAAACCCAAAUUACACUGUCAUUAACUGAUCUUAGCCCCUCUAUAAGAGAAGUCUGUGAUUCCUCCUCCUUCUUCAACACAAGCCAAGGCCACAAAGAGCCUGCAAACUCAAAGAUGGUUCCUUCAAUUUCUUCCAUUUUCUCCAUACUUGUUAUCCUUGUGCUCUCACCUUCCUUUUCACUUUCUCUUCUAAUUCGAGAUAGUUUUCUCCAAUGUCUCAAUGUCAAUACUGAGACUGUUAUUCCUUAUUCCACUGCAUUUUUCACUCCUGACAACUCUUCUUUCUCUUCCAUUUUACAGUCUUCUGCUCAAAAUCUCAGGUACUUGUUGCCUUCUGUGCCGAAACCUGAAUUUAUCUUCACACCUUUGCAUGAAACCCACAUCCAGGCUGCUGUUAUCUGCUCAAAACAGCUUGGAAUUCACCUCAGAGUCCGUAGUGGAGGCCAUGACUACGAGGGUCUCUCUUAUACUUCUGAAAUUGAAACACCUUUCAUUAUAGUAGACCUUUCAAAGCUUCGUUCUGUUACUGUUGAUAUUGAAGAUAACAGCGCAUGGGUUCAGGCUGGUGCCACGAUUGGUGAAGCUUAUUACAGAAUCGCUGAAAAAAGCAAAAUUCAUGGAUUCCCAGCUGGUCUUUGCUCAAGUUUAGGCGUUGGUGGUCACAUUACAGGAGGUGCUUAUGGUUCCAUGAUGAGAAAAUAUGGUCUUGGUGCUGAUAAUGUAAUUGAUGCUCGUAUAAUUGAUGUCAAUGGCAGAGUUUUAAACCGACAAGCUAUGGGAGAAGAUCUGUUCUGGGCUAUUAGAGGAGGAGGAGGAGCUAGCUUUGGAAUCAUUGUUUCCUGGAAACUAAAACUGGUUCCUGUACCAGCAACUGUGACAGUUUUUACAGUUACCAAGACCUUGGAACAAAAUGCCACUGAAAUUCUCUACCGGUGGCAGCAAGUUGCAGAUAAGCUCGAUGAAGAUCUGUUCAUCAGAGUCAUCAUACAACCUGCGACAGUUGGAAACAGCACGACAAGAACUAUAACAACUUCCUACAAUGCCCUGUUUCUUGGAGAUGCCAACAGACUCCUCCAUGUAAUGGAGAAAAGCUUCCCCGAAUUGGGUUUAACAAGAAAAGAUUGCAUAGAAACAAGCUGGAUCAAAUCAGUGCUAUACAUCGCUGGGUACCCAAGCACAACACCUCCAGAGAUUUUACUCCAGGGGAAAUCUUUGUUCAAGAACUACUUCAAAGCCAAGUCAGAUUUUGUCAAAGAACCAAUUCCUGAAACAGGGCUCAAGGGUCUCUGGAAAAGGUUAUUGAAUGAAGAUAUUCCAUUGAUGAUAUGGAAUCCAUAUGGUGGAAUGAUGAGCAAAAUUUCAGAGUAUGAAAUUCCUUUCCCUCACAGAAAAGGGAAUUCAUUCAUGAUCCAGUACUUGUCAAUCUGGCAAGAUGGAGAGAAGAGUGCAGCAAAGCAUAUGAAAUGGAUCAGGAAGCUUUACAAUUACAUGGCACCAUAUGUUUCCAUGUUUCCAAGAAGUGCAUAUGUGAAUUACAGGGACCUUGAUUUGGGGAAGAACAAGAAGAUGAACACUAGCUUUAUUGAAGCUACUGCUUGGGGAAACAAGUACUUUAAUGACAAUUUCAACAGAUUGGUGGAAGUGAAGACCAAAGUAGAUCCUGAUAACUUUUUCAGACACGAACAGAGCAUCCCACCUCUUCCGGUUUCCAUGUGGAAAAGAAGAGCAAGAGGAGGAGAAGGAGUAAGGGUCUAGAGACUAUGAUUAGCUUUAUUGGAGCAGCGUGUGUUCCCAGAUUUGAUUGCCAAGAGAAAUAAAAUUUUUACAGAAAAAUAUUGUUAUUUUAAUGUUGUUGAAAUUAGUUUUAAUUGCAAGGAUUUUGUUCAACAAAAUACUUGCCUUCUCUUGCUCUGUUUUGUUUUAAAAGCUAAUGUUAUGAUUUUUCUAUUUUCUC